Messenger RNA from Malaya genurostris, 2957 nucleotides. Its product is annotated as BTB/POZ domain-containing protein KCTD3. Gene Ontology annotation, biological process: protein homooligomerization. The coding region runs from base 238 to 2607 and encodes 789 amino acids. Gene Ontology annotation, molecular function: protein binding. The record is from RefSeq and is a predicted model, not a curated record. NCBI's taxonomy places the organism in Eukaryota, Metazoa, Arthropoda, Insecta, Diptera, Culicidae. The transcript has 7 exons.
GUUCAUUCCCAGGUGUUCAUUAUUCUUGUUGUGAAAAAUCCUGAGGUUGAUUCGAAAUCAUGUCUUGUUUUCACUUAAGAAAAUAGUGAAAUAUUACCUGUAAUCUAGUGAAAACAUACUAAGUGGGCUUUGAAAACGAUGUUUAAUUUAUUUCCAUGCAAAAAUCAUUGAUGCAUCUAUUAGAAGUAACGUUUUAUUGUAAAAGAGUGCAGUUCAAAAAAAUUGCUGAAAAAUAAGAUGGCCUAUUCUAGCCACAUCAGCGAUAUUGUCAAUCUUAACGUUGGUGGGACCAGGUUUUCCACAUCCCGUCAAACACUUACAUGGGUUCCGGAUACGUUCUUCACAUCACUACUCAAUUCCGAACGUAAUGGCCGUAUUUCAAGCUUACGUGAUGAAACCGAUGCCAUUUUCAUCGAUCGGGACCCAAAACUAUUCUCCAUAAUCCUUAACUACUUGAGAACCAAGGAAAUCGACAUCAAAUCUUGUGACAUCCGAGUGUUACGCCACGAAGCAGAAUUUUACAACAUAUCUCCACUAAUUAAGCGACUAAUGUUGUGCGAAGAAAUGGAUCAGUCUAGUUGUGGAGACGUGCUAUUCUACGGUUAUCUCCCAGCACCGAACAUUCCCAUCCAGGAAGUUGUACUGCCGUCUUCGUCGACCAGUUCCGUCAGUUGCGUUACAGCUUGCAAUACCUCAACUGGAUCUAACGGAUCAACACAAUCGGCAGGUGUCACGAAACAACCAACUGAUUCGUUUCCAUCAAUCGCCUCGAAUCCUGCCCCAUCUGCAACUCAACCAAAUGUACCAGGGCCAUCUACAGCAAAUCCAAUUGGAACUUUAUGUCAUCCGUCUUCGAAUCCACGCCCAGGAUCGAUGGUACGUGUUCCGGAAUUCUCGCAAAGUUCCGGAUCCUCUGGAAGUAGCGCUGGAGGAGCAAGUGGUUCACGACACACUGGCCAUUCCCGGAAUUCGUCGUGGGACCUGCGUGUGUCCUAUAAUGGUAACGGAAGAAAUUCUCAGUGGGUCCCAGGACAUUCACGAACCGCUUCGUUGGAUAUGAUGCGGCACCAUUCUCGAAACUCUUCUGUUGAUCUGAAUAAAUACAUUCGAAACGAUGUCGGUCUGGUGUUCGGUCCAAGCCAAUCGUCCGGCUGGACGGAUCCAAUGCGUGUUCAAAUUAUCAAAGCUCACCACAACUGGAUAUUGGUAGCCUAUGCUCAUUUUGUUACUUGUUACCGUUUGAAGGACUCCUGUGGAUGGCAGCAGAUAUUCGUUUCUCCUUAUGUCGAGCAAACGAUCGAACGAAUCGCAAUCAAUGCAAAAAUGGGCCUGGCCACUUCGGCCGGCGAGCAGUCACACAGUAAAAUGGUAGCAAUCUCGUACGGCAGUCAAAUCCGACUGUGGGGAAUCUCGGACGAUGGCAGCAAGAGCGACGUGGGCGUCUUCAAUUUGAACGUCCGGGUUGAGUAUCUGUUCUUCAUCGGCAGCCAACUGGUGGCCCUUUCGUCAUCCGGAAAAAUCGGUGUCUGGCAUGCAAUGACCCAGCACUGGCAAAUACAGGAUCUUGUACCGAUUCUCUCAUUCGACACUGCCGGUUCGUUUCUGCUACUGGGCUGCAACAAUGGUUCGAUUUACUACAUUGAUAUGCAAAAGUUUCCACUUCGUAUGAAGGAUAAUGAUCUGUUAGUUACUGAACUGUAUAAAGAUCCAUCAAACGAUUCAAUUACGGCUAUUUCAGUAUAUCUGACACCCAAGACUACGAGUCUGUCAGGUAAUUGGAUCGAGAUCGCUUACGGUACCAAAUCGGGUUCCGUACGAGUGAUCGUGCAGCAUCCGGAAACGGUAGGCCAUGGGCCCCAGCUGUUCCAGACGUUCACCGUACACCAAAGCUCCGUGACGAAGGUGACACUGUCGGAGAAAUUUCUUAUCUCGGUGUGCAGUGAGUACAACCACGUACGUACCUGGCAGGUCACACGGUUCCGCGGCAUGAUCUCAACCCAGCCGGGUUCAACGCCGGAGGCUUCUUUCAAGAUCGUAUCCCUAGAGGCUGUUGAUUCUACCUACAGUUAUUCCGCCGGCAACGAUUUUGGACCCUUCGGUGAGCAGGAUGACGAGCAAAUCUUUGUACAGAAAGUUGUUCCGGAUACGGACCAGCUGUAUGUGAGACUUGCAUCAAACGGAGAACGUGUCUGUCUGAUUCGAUCGGUUGAUGGAACCACGAUUACGUCGUUCUGUGUUCACGAGUGCGAAGGAUCAUCCCGGAUGGGUUCGAGACCGCGCCGAUUCAUUCUUUCAGGGCACUGCAAUGGCGCCAUUCAGAUGUGGGAUCUUACGACAGCACUGGAAAUUUUCAAAAAGAAAGAUCAACACAAAAAACUGGUGGGAGGACCUACAGCAGAUGAAUUGAUUCGAUUGCUGGACCAGUGUGACCUGAGCAACAGUCACUGCUCGACACCGUGCAUGUCGCCAUGUCCUUCUGCAGCCUCAGUGGGAGUAGCCACCGUAGCUAGACUGAAACCGUUCAAUGUUGCGUUCCUGAACCAAUCAGCGGCCGCAGGCGCAGCUGGGCCUGGCUGCGGUAUUCCUAAUCCGGACCAACCAAACUGAUGGAUGCUACGACGACGUAGAGGUAUUUGAAAGUGGUUAUGCUGUUAUCUGCAGAUCUAGAAAUUUGACAGGCAGCGAAUUAUCUCUGUUAAAACCUCGUACUGUACUGCGAACAGGAUAGCACGUUUAUAUUCUCUCAUUGUGAUUUUAUUCUUGUAACGGUUGAAAACAGUUCAUCACUAGACCGGUUACUCUAUAGUGAGCAGUUCUUACUAUCGACGUUCAGAAGAGUUGUUUUGAGCUAUACGUAUCCAGUAGUACUAUAAACAAUAACUAUGACAUUAGCAGAUAUUUUAAAUUUAGUCAAUUCAAUACGUAGAGGAAAAAUAUAUUUUUACUUAAAAACGUUA